Pteropus alecto (black flying fox) is the source of this 2855-nucleotide messenger RNA. It is a transcript of the gene ARFGAP2, whose product is annotated as ADP ribosylation factor GTPase activating protein 2. Gene Ontology annotation, biological process: COPI coating of Golgi vesicle. Bases 80 to 1642 code for a protein of 520 amino acids. Lineage: Eukaryota; Metazoa; Chordata; Mammalia; Chiroptera; Pteropodidae. Gene Ontology annotation, molecular function: GTPase activator activity. The record is from RefSeq and is a predicted model, not a curated record. The transcript is spliced from 16 exons.
UGUGUACUCUGCCUUCCCGGCCGCGGAUUGGCCCUUGACGGGGCCCGUCGGUCGCGCUGGUGUCUGGGAAGGAGAGAAAAUGGCGGCGGAGCCGAGUAAGAACGAAAUCCAGAUUCUUUUUAGGAGACUUCGCGCAGUUCCGACCAACAAGGCCUGCUUCGACUGUGGUGCCAAGAAUCCGAGUUGGGCCAGCAUCACAUACGGUGUUUUCUUGUGCAUUGACUGCUCCGGGGUGCACCGCUCCCUGGGCGUCCAUCUCAGCUUCAUCAGGUCCACAGAGUUGGAUUCCAACUGGAGCUGGUACCAGCUGAGGUGUAUGCAGGUCGGCGGGAAUGCCAAUGCGACAGCUUUCUUCCGCCAACAUGGAUGCACAGCCAAUGAUGCCAACACCAAAUAUAAUAGCCGAGCUGCUCAGAUGUACCGGGAAAAGAUCCGGCAGCUGGGGAAUGCGGCCUUGGCUAGGCAUGGCACUGAUCUUUGGAUAGACAAUAUGAGUAGUGCUCCCAGUCAUUCCCCGGAGAAGAAGGACUCUGAUUUCUUCACGGAACACACUCAACCUCCUGCCUGGAAUGCACCAGCUCCUGAUCCAGCAGAGAUGCAGCAGUCAGCCCUGUCUGCAGAGACCAGUGGACUGGCACAGCAAGAGCAUGGCCCCAACACGGACUUGCUUGGCACCUCACCCAAAGCCUCUCUGGAAUUGAAAACCUCCCUCAUUGGCAAGAAGAAGCCAGCAGCAGCUAAGAAAGGGCUGGGCGCCAAGAAAGGCUUAGGGGCCCAAAAGGUGAGCAGCCAGAGCUUCAGUGAGAUUGAGCGGCAGGCCCAGGUGGCAGAGAAGCUCCGUGAGCAGCAGGUGGCUGAUGCCAAGAAGCAGGCUGAGGAGUCCGUGGUCGCCUCCAUGCGUCUGGCCUACCAGGAGCUCCAGAUUGACCGUAAAAAGGAGGAAAAGAAGCUGCAGAAUCUGGAAGGGAAGAAGCGAGAGCAGGCAGAGAGGUUGGGCAUGGGCUUGGUAUCCCGAAGCUCUGUCUCUCACUCGGUGCUGUCUGAGAUGCAGGUUAUUGAGCAGGAAACCCCAGUGAGUGCAAAAUCCUCCCGCUCGCAGCUGGACUUGUUUGACGAUGUUGGUACCUUCGCCUCUGGACCCCCAAAGUACAAGGACAACCCGUUUUCCUUGGGGGAAAGUUUUGGUUCCCGCUGGGAUACAGAUGCCACCUGGGGUGUGGAGCGGAUGGAGGAGAAGGAGCCAGAAGUGACCAUCUCAAGCAUCCGGCCUAUUUCAGAAAGAGUCACAAAUCGGAGGGAAGUGGACAGCCGGAGCUCGGGCCUCGAGUCCAGUGAAGCACGUCAGAAAUUUGCAGGAGCCAAAGCCAUCUCAUCUGACAUGUUCUUUGGGCGGGAGGUGGAUACAGAGUAUGAAGCCAGGUCACGGCUACAGCAGCUCUCAGGCAGUAGCGCCAUCAGCUCUUCAGACCUCUUUGGGGACGUGGAUGGAGCUCAUGGAGGAGGUAGCGUAUCUCUGGGGAAUGUGCUCCCCACAGCUGACAUUGCCCAGUUUAAGCAGGGUGUCAAGUCUGUGGCUGGGAAGAUGGCUGUGCUGGCCAAUGGUGUGAUGAAUUCUUUGCAGGAUCGCUAUGGUUCCUACUGAUCCAGGCUCGUGGCUCAGGCACCGUGGUGACAGCAGCAAAACCCCCUGGUUACCAGGCCAGGGAAGCUUGCCUUUGGAAGCUGGGGAGGAAUUGUUACUUAUGUGCGGUGUGUGAGCGGGGUGGCCUUUGAGGAUCUCGGGUGAGGGGGACGGGCAGUACCAGCCCCUGACCUCUGCCCGUAAACUGAGCCCUUUCUUCUCUCCUCACACCCCUCCCGUGUGCUAGGUUAUUGUCCUUCCAGUCCUACCCCCCAAUGCUGCUGCUCGCUUGUACUACCACAUGGAGUGAGGGGAGGUCGUUCCCUCAGGAUGGCUUGUCUGGGUCCAGCCCUUCCUUGAGUAGGGCAACUGAAAAGUAUAAGGCUUUUUCGCCAGCUCUGGGAUCCUUCUAGGUCGCCUAGGGAUUGGCCCCUGCCCUCUGGAACCAGCGGGGAGGUCUACAGUUAAGCUGUAGACCAGCCCCCAGGGAGAGAGGCUCUGGACUUGCUGCUGCUCUUGCUGCUCCAGUGGCCUCUUCUGGGCACUGUGAGAGGGCAGGGGAGGGGAACGACUUCAUCUGGGCCUUACUAAGGGCUAGAAACUACCUUGUACCUAAAGAUUUCAUUUGGGAUCAGACUGGAGGCCUGAGUGAUGAUCUGCUGUCUCACCACCUCACUUUACCAUGGUCACUUAGAGGAUUACUUUUCCUCUUGGGUGUCUUGGAGUCCUUACCAUCCAUAUGGACCACAGGACCCUCUCUCCCUUCCUGAGACUCUGUCCUUUUCUCUUCUGCUUGGUGGCCAUGGCGGGUCUCAUCAGCCUUGUGGCACCCUCCUCUGGAUGCUGUGAGCAUAAUGAUGGCCAAGGAAGCAGAGGACAUGAGGGACAGAAGCAGGCUCCUGGGGCUCAGCACUUUCUCUGCAUCAUCCUGGGCUCAGGGGGGCCUGGACAGCACCCCACCAGUGUGAGCUCGAGGUGCCUACAGAGCUGUAAGCCUCACCCCUUGGCCCCUGGGCCAUGCACUGUGUCAUCCUUGGUGCCAUCUUUCCCAGCCAUGCUGGCAGUUUGGGCCCACCCUACCCCCUUUGGGUUGAGGGUUGGGAUCCCAAGCAACACAAACCACUCUUCCCACCACACCCUGCCCCAAAGGGACUUGACUUUCUUUCUGGACUGUUUGUAUUGAAACAUAGUAGUGUCAAAUAAAGCCCCUCUGGGGCCUUGUGCCCCUGUUGGA